AUGAACAAUAACACAGAUUAUCAGACAGAAAGCUUAGAAGAAUUGAACGACCGAUAUGCAAGAGCAUUACUUCCGCUUACAAUAACGUUCGGCUUCUUUGCCGUUUUCGGAUUUUUCGGUAAUGUUAUAAUUCUACUCGUGUUCUCUUUGAGUCGGGAUUACAAGAGGAAUAAUUUCAAAGUGUUCGUUUUAACCCUAGCUGUGAUAGACAUGGUUAUAAGUGUAACUUUGAUACCCGCUGAGAUGGUGAAACAGAGGAAAUACUUCGAGUUUGGAGACGUGGUAACGUGCAAAGUGAAGUGCUUCUUUAACGUGUUUGGGGCAUCUUCCUCAUGUCUCGCCCUCUUGGUCAUCUCGAUAGAUAGGUUUAGAAAGGUGGUGCAGCCAUUUAAGAAACAAAUGACACCAGCCAUUGCAGUAAGAAUUUUGAUAGCGGUUGCUUGUGUUGUCCCUAUACUUUUAGCUAUACCCGGAACUAUUAUGUGUGGAAUAAAAACGACAAAUAUGACAAAUAUACAUGGAGGAAACACCACCAUACAUCUAUGUGAAACGGAGGAAAAGUACGAGAAAUCCAUAUGGAGGACAAUUUACAAAUUUACAUUCAUCAUUUUACUGGUCGGAAUUUCAGUGACGUAUAUAGUGUUGUAUACAUUUGUUAUGAAAGAAGCUGCGAAACAAAUGAAAGCGAUUUCUAUGCAACGCACAAAUUCAUCGCAUGAAACGGUGUUUACCACUGGAAUUUACAAUCAUAAUACAAUUGUUCACGAAACACCGGAGACCGAACGUAAACACAUAAGAAUUAAUGAAAGUUACAAUUCAGUACCCUUUCCAUUGAACAACGAUUCACUUUGAAAUCGUACACUCCAGAAUGGGGGCUCGAACCAUACGGGGAGCAUCGAACAGAUAUGCAGAAGAAAUGAUAGAUCACAGAAAACCAGACAUUUCCCAACAAAGACCAUUAUUUGGUUUAUAUUGACUAUUGUCUUUAUAGUUACGUAUGUUACGCAUAAUUUACUGACUCUGAAAGUUGGAAAGAUUGUCAACAUGUCACCAAGUGAGUUUACGCUGUUUUCGUUUUUCUUCCGUAUAUAUUUCUUAAAUCAUAUUAUUAAUCCAAUUGUCUAUGCUAUAUUUGUCAAACGAUUCAGAAGUUCCUUCAGAAAUGUGUUUCCUAUGAUGUUAUCGAAACUUGGGCAAUGUUGUGUGAAAUAA
Molecule: messenger RNA, 1212 nt
Organism: Mya arenaria
Lineage: Eukaryota; Metazoa; Mollusca; Bivalvia; Myida; Myidae
Product: lysophosphatidic acid receptor 4-like
Exons: 1
Biological process (GO): neuropeptide signaling pathway
Cellular component (GO): membrane
Molecular function (GO): neuropeptide receptor activity
Source: RefSeq, a predicted model, not a curated record